Molecule: messenger RNA, 1803 nt
Organism: Parathielavia appendiculata
Lineage: Eukaryota; Fungi; Ascomycota; Sordariomycetes; Sordariales; Chaetomiaceae
Exons: 4
Coding region: 182-1612 (476 amino acids)
Molecular function (GO): lipid binding
Source: RefSeq, a predicted model, not a curated record
UUAAGAGGGGCUCGAUGGGGAGGAGGUUUAUAUCGACCCCGCAAGAACUCGUCGGCUUCCCUCCAAACUUGGGCAGCGCACCUCCUUAAAAGCGGUAACAACAACCCAAAAGGUAGUUACUCGGCUUCUUGAAAACAUAUCAAUCGCCUCCAACCUCAGAGCACCUAUAUGCCCUGUGAGGAUGUCGUCCAUUGUUGAGACGUUAACCGCCUCGGGCGGCCCCGAGUCUCCUGGCUUUCUCAACGAUCUUGUGACGCAGCUAUGGCCAAACAUCCGUGUUGCUGGCGCCCAAAUGAUCAGGGACAUCGCACAACCCAUGUUCGCCACAACGAUGCCUGCUCCUCUGAACACGCUCGUGUUUGAGAAGAUUGACCUCGGCGAAGUACCCAUCCACUUCUCAAAGGUCGAUGUGCACAAGACGGAGAGUGCAGGCAUCAAGCUCGACCUUGACCUUGACUGGGAUGGCAAGUGCGAUAUUGAGCUCAACGCGAGCAUGAUGCCCAAAAUCGGAGUCGAGCAUGUCAAGGUCCGCGGGAGAUUGUCGGUUCUUCUGUGUCCCUUGAUCAACGUCAUGCCACUGAUCGGAGCGGCCCAAGUGGCCUUCAUCAACCCGCCCUACCUCAAACUCGAGUUCACCGACGCAGCCCACGUGGCCAACAUCGACGUCAUCGAGAAAGCAAUCCGCAAAAUCAUCCUCAGCAUCAUCUCCUCCAUGGCCGUACUCCCCAACCGCUUCUUGCUCAAGCUCGACGCGAGCAACGACUUCUUCAAAACCUACCAACACCCGCUCGGCGUGCUCCGCCUGACCGUCGAGUCCGGCAGCAAGCUCGGCGGCAAGGGCGGAGAAGGCGGCGGCGGCUUCCUCAAGCGGCUGGUCCGCGACGUGCCCGACUGCUACGUCAAAGUGAACCUGUCGGCCGAGGCCGAGUGGCGCACAGCCACGGCCAAAAACUCGCGGCACCCGGAGUGGAACGAGACGGCCGACUUUGUGGUCAGCGACUUUGACCAGAACAUCGAGGUCGACGUCCAGGACGAGGACACGGCGCGCGCCGACGACGACAUUGGCCUCGGCACAACCACGGUCAAGCAGCUGCUGCUGGAGGGUGGGCGGCAGGAGCUGCGGCUGGCUCACAAGGAGCAGCCGACGGAUGGGCGCCUGACGUUGCGAGGGCAGUUCUUCAAGUUUGUCCCGGACGCGAAGAGCUUCUCGGGCGGCGAGGGGCCGUCGGGUGAGAUUGUUGGCCUGAUGACCGUCCUGGUGGCUUCGGCACUUGGAGUCAGGGGUGACCGGCACGCGUUAAAGCCGAAUGUGAAGGUCACCUGGGGAGAGCACGCGUUCCGGACGGCCAUCAAGUCGGAUGCGCCCGGAGCUGACGUCGAGAAUCCUUCGUUUGAUCAGGUGUUCAAGGUUUCGUUGAAGGCAGGCAUGGUCCCGGGCCCGCCGGUGAGGAUCGCUUUGCUGGAUGGGGAGGUAGAAAACGGGUCGGUGGAGGUGGCUCUGGAGGAUGUGCUUUCCAGUGAGAAUCUGGCGUUGCAAAAGUCCUUUGAUGUGGGCGGCGGAGCGACGGUGCGGGCUGCGGUCUGGCUGAGGGGAACCACUCCGGCGAACUGAAUGGCAAUGUUGAGUUGACUGCAUUAAUUGGGCUCGUGGGCAGAGUCGGGAGCAAAGAGCAAAAUUGGAGCGAUAUUGAAAACAAUGGGAUUAUGUUGAAAUGCCUGAUCUCAUCUGAAUUCUGUGUACUCGUGCAAGCUGAACGUACCGAGCAGUCUAUGAACCUAGCUCCGUUAAGGUAUCAUCAGUAU